AUGCAGAGACGAACAAACAAUAUAGAUUAUCAAAAUUUCGUCCACCAGACUCCAAAACAUAAUGAAUACCAAGUACUGGAAGAAAUAGGUAGAGGGUCAUUUGGCUCAGUUAGAAAAGUUAUUCAUAUACCGACUAAAAAACUGAUGGUUCGUAAAGAUAUCAAGUAUGGUCACAUGAAUAGUAAGGAAAGACAACAACUUAUUGCAGAAUGUGCCAUUUUAUCACAAUUGAAACAGGAGAAUAUUGUAGAGUUUUAUAACUGGGACUUUGAUGAACAAAAAGAAGUUUUAUAUUUAUAUAUGGAAUAUUGCUCAAGAGGUGAUCUUUCUAAGAUGAUCAAACAUUAUAAACAAGAUCAUAAAUAUACUCCAGAAAAAAUUGUUUGGGGGAUAUUAGCUCAAAUAUUAAUGGCUUUGUACAAAUGUCACUAUGGUGAAGACUUGCCAUCUUUAGUAUCAAUAUAUGAUAGAAUGAGACCACCAGGUAAAGGUAAAAAUAUUGUUAUUCAUCGUGAUUUGAAACCUGGUAAUAUAUUUUUAAGUUCCCAUGAUGGAAACAAUGAAUCAGGAGGGAAAGCUACUGUUGAUUAUAGUGAAGUUAUUGUUAAAUUAGGUGACUUUGGCUUAGCUAAGUCUCUUGAAACUUCUAUUCAGUUUGCCACCACUUAUGUAGGUACUCCAUAUUAUAUGUCACCGGAGGUCUUAAUGGAUCAACCAUAUUCUCCAUUAAGUGAUAUAUGGUCAUUAGGGUGUGUGAUUUACGAGAUAUGUUCUCUGCAUCCGCCUUUUCAGGCAAAAAACUAUACUGAACUUCAAAAUAAAAUAAAAGCAGGAAAAUUUGAUAGAAUACCUGAUUAUUAUUCUAAUGGGUUGAAUGCAAUCAUUCAUUCUAUGAUUGAUAUUAAUUUAAAAACUAGACCAUCAACAUUUGAAUUAUUACAGGAUAUACAGAUUAGAACAGCCAGAAAAUCAUUGCAACUGGAAAGAUUCGAAAAAAAUUUAUUAGACUAUGAAAAGGAAUUGGUUAAUAUAGAGAAAUUACUAGAGAAACAAGCUGUGGACUAUGAAAGAGAGGUUCAUAGAUUAAAAGAGCAUUUUGAAAUUGCAUUAGAACAAGGCAUACGUGAUGCAAUGGAUGGGAAAAAGAUGUCUAAAGUUCCAGACUCUAUUCAAGGAUAUUACGGAAAGACAUUGUCGAAACCUGCAUUUAACUGGGAAACUAGAUAUCAAUAA
This is a messenger RNA of Tetrapisispora phaffii CBS 4417, 1233 nucleotides long. It is a transcript of the gene KIN3, whose product is annotated as serine/threonine protein kinase KIN3. Gene Ontology annotation, biological process: protein phosphorylation; chromosome segregation. Gene Ontology annotation, molecular function: protein kinase activity; ATP binding. The transcript has a single exon. The record is from RefSeq and is a predicted model, not a curated record. Gene Ontology annotation, cellular component: centrosome; cytoplasm; nucleus. Bases 1 to 1233 code for a protein of 410 amino acids. NCBI's taxonomy places the organism in Eukaryota, Fungi, Ascomycota, Saccharomycetes, Saccharomycetales, Saccharomycetaceae.